AUCCAUUCUUCUCCUUCUUCCUUCUUGCAAAAUAUUAUUGUGGAUAUGAAGUUGGGUGGCAGCAAGGGAAGGAAGAAAGCCAGGUUGAUAAUUAUACAUGUGUUGCUCGCCCCUUUCAAAGCUCUCUGCAGUGCGGCGGACUUUUACGUGAAGGCUAUGAAUGAUUGCCAGGGAAUGGUCGGCGGCUAUACCAUGGCAGUGAACAGCGGCCGUCCUCCCUACACUCUUGGUAAGCCAAUCACAGCGGCGAGGAAGAGAUCUAAAAGAGAGAAGAAGCUUGGGAGGAUCAGAUCUAGCAUUGUUGUGGACAAAUGCUACAGUUUUGACAUAGGCAAGAUCGGCAGGAUUGAUGAGGAGGAGCCUUGUUCUUUCAGGGAAGAUGAUUUCUUUUUUGGCAACUCUAAUCUUGCCAAGCAACGUUUACAUCGCAAUUGGUUGAUUGAUUAUGUAAUGGCGAGGGAUGCCGAAGCACUUGGUAAUCAUCAAUAAUAGAGAUAUGUAUAUAUCCGACAUGAAUGUGCAAUCAUAUGAUUCUGCUUCUCUAAGGGCAUGUUUGAAAGUUAGGAUUCUCUAAAUUGAUGUAUUUAAUCAAUGUAUGUAUUAUAAUUAGAUGUAUUGUUUCAAUGUAUGAAUUUGAAAAAUACAUUGUUUGGAGAUUGAAUGAUUUUGGUGAUCCCUCAAAGAAUAAGGAACAAAAAGUAAGACAACAAUCCCUCAAACAUAAUCUCUACUAAAAGUUGAGAUUUACAAUCAUUCAUAAUGAAUGAUUCUGGUGGGCCCAUCUGCUGUUCAAAUACAAGCAUUCUGUUUCAUUUUAAGCCAAAAAAACGAUGAAUUCUUCUGAUUACAUGUAUUGGCUAAAUACAUCAUCUGAAAUCCCAACUUCCAAACGAGCCCUUAAGUUGGCUGCAAUGAGAACGAUUAUUUUGUGAGGUUUCAGCUGGUGUGUGGGUGUACAUAUAUUCAUUUGCUUUUGAAAAUUUGUGGUACGAAGUUUUUUCGUCUACUUCAGAGAACUUGUGGUAAGUUUUAUGAGAUCUCUGGUAUGAUUAAGGAAACUUGCGAUAAGUUUUAUGAGAUCUCUAGUAUGCUUAAGGAAAUUUGCGGUAAGCUUUAUGAUGUAUUUAGUCUGUUUCAGAAAUCUUGUGGUCACCUUUAUGAGGUUUCUCGUAUGCUUCAGAGAACGUGAAAUUAGUUUUAUGAGGCUUUUAGUUUUCUUCAUGAAACUUGUGGCCAGCUUCGAACCCAGAGCUAGCUGGUUCUCCCCGAAAUGCGUUUUAAGUUAAAAGUUCCCAGGGAACUCAAAUGUUGUGGUGUGCUUUCUAUAUUUUACGGUAAGCUUCAGAGAACUCGUGGUCAGCUUUAUGAGAUCUCUGGUUUGCUUAUGAAACUUUUGAUCUGCUUUGUGGUGUGCUUUCUACAUUUUCUAUUAUGCUCUAUGUGGUUUCUAGUAUACUUUAUGAGUUUUGUGGUGUGGUUUGUAUGAUUUUAGGUGUAGUAUGAUUUUUCUUGUCUGCUUCAUGAGAGUUGUGGUAAUUUUUAUGAGUUUCCCUUGAUAUGCUUUUGAAAUCCUGUUGUUAGCUUUGAGUUUUGUGAGCUUUUGGAGUUUUGUUUUGUGGUGAGGUUCUGGUAUACUUUAUGUUAUUCUCUAUGUGAUUUGUUGUGUUUCUUGUAUGAGUUUUGUGGUAUGCUUUAUAAUACUUGUGGUUUUCUGGUAUGCUUUAUGUUAUACUCUACGCUUGCUUGCUCUUAUGUUUUGGUCGUGUUUUAUGUGUCAUUUCAGGUUCUAAGUGUUUUUCAUCGUAGUCUCCGGGCUUAAGUGUAGGGAAAGUGUGCAAAAAGGAUUAAAAAAGAAGAUCCGACCAACGGACAAAGUUCACGGUCGAGAAGAUGAAGGCCAAAAGGAGUUCACCGUUGAGGCAUACGUAAUUGGAGGCGUUUUGCGGGUGUGUUUCAUUAGAGACUACCACGUGCUACUAUAAUAUUUUUUAAUGAAUAAAAUAGUAUAAUAUUUCAACUCGACGAGUUCUUAUCUAAAUACAACAUUAACUAUUUCAAAUUAAUGGCCAAAACACUUUCACUAUGCUUCUCUUUCUAUAUCUAAAACUAAAACGCUCUCAAUGUAGCAACCUUGGAGCAACCCGGAAACAAUCCCCAUAGAAACAAUUUCAUACAUCCCCAACCACAAACAAAUUUAAUGAAAGGCUAACCAGAAACAACCUAACCACCCCAAAACAAAAUCCCAAAGACGUCCAAUUUAUUACUCUGUCCCUACACUAUAGCAUCACCCUAGGGUUGGAAUAAGCAUUUUAAGAAAGG
Messenger RNA from Linum trigynum, 2319 nucleotides. Lineage: Eukaryota; Viridiplantae; Streptophyta; Magnoliopsida; Malpighiales; Linaceae. The record is from the annotation of a GenBank genome assembly.